Messenger RNA from Carassius auratus (goldfish), 2294 nucleotides. It is a transcript of the gene mef2d, whose product is annotated as myocyte enhancer factor 2d. The transcript has 6 exons. The record is from RefSeq and is a predicted model, not a curated record. Gene Ontology annotation, molecular function: RNA polymerase II cis-regulatory region sequence-specific DNA binding; DNA-binding transcription factor activity, RNA polymerase II-specific; histone deacetylase binding. Bases 784 to 1482 code for a protein of 232 amino acids. NCBI's taxonomy places the organism in Eukaryota, Metazoa, Chordata, Actinopteri, Cypriniformes, Cyprinidae. Gene Ontology annotation, biological process: cell differentiation; heart development; positive regulation of transcription by RNA polymerase II.
GCUGGGAAGGUGAUGGAUUUCUCAGCACAGCUUUGGACCCGGUCCAAGCCCAGCUCUGGCACGGUCCCUUAUCUCCAAGCCCCAGGCCACUCUGCCUCUAGUUACAGGCAGGGAUAACAAAACUGGGCUCUCUCACACACACCCUAUGUAGGAGAUAUGCUUACACAUGCACACGCGCUCGCAAAGAAUACCAUAUGCCCACACAUGGACGAGGGCAGUGUGCGCUUAUCCCAGUGGAGCUCUGGUACUUCAGCGUCCUUGCGAGAAGCAAUGCAGCCCAACCAUUUGGGUCAGAGCUACUUGAAGAUGGAGAAUUACUCGAUAUAGUAAAAGGUCACAAACUUGUGACUCUUUUUUUCUUCCCUCUUGGGUUUCUCUAUAGCAGCGUGUCUUUGGACGUGUUUACACCAAGAAUUCAUCACAAGACCAUCUUCAUCUUCAUCACCAGAUUUUUCCAGGGGGGUUUGGAUAUCAGAAAAGACACCUGUUGGAUGACAUGCUGCCUGAGCAGACAAUGAUCUGAAGGCCCUACCAGGAGGCCACAUACUUUCUUUCUUCCUUCCCUCCUUCCUUUUUUUUUAUCAGUGGAGGAAGACGGGUGAGCUCAGCUGCCUCAGACAGGUGGCAUACAGAGAGAGAGCGAGACUCUCUCACACGCACACAUCUUUAUACACAGAAGCGACUAGUCGCUGUUUGUGCUCCUGUAGCUCGAGAAAUUUUGACCUCUGACCUCACCACACCCCCAACCUUGACCCUACCCCUGCUCGGCCAAUCACAGCAGCCAUGGGGAGGAAAAAGAUCCAGAUUCAGCGAAUCACAGACGAGCGUAACAGACAGGUGACCUUCACCAAACGGAAGUUUGGUCUGAUGAAGAAAGCCUACGAGCUCAGUGUGUUGUGUGACUGCGAGAUUGCCCUCAUUAUUUUCAAUCACUCAAACAAGCUCUUCCAGUAUGCCAGCACCGACAUGGACAAAGUGCUCCUCAAAUACACCGAGUACAAUGAGCCGCACGAAAGCAGGACCAACGCUGACAUCAUCGAGGCUCUGAACAAGAAAGAGCACCGGGAUUCAGAGAGCCCAGACCCCGAGGAGCCGUUCUCCCUCACGCCUCGCACAGAGGAGAAGUACAAAAAGAUAGACGAGGAGUUUGAUAAAAUGAUGCAGAGCUAUAGGCUUUCAUCCACAGUGCCACCGCCCACUUUCUCCAUGCCAGUCACAGUGCCGGUGUCCAGUCAGAGCCCUCUGACAUUCAGCAGUCCCAGCAGCCUCGUCACCACCUCCUUCAUCACCUCCACUCUCACAGACCCGCGCCUGCUGUCACCACAGCAACCGCAGCUGCAGAGGAACACGGUGUCUCCAGGCCUGCCACAGAGACCUGCCAGCGCAGGUGCUCUUUUGGGAGGUGACCUCAACAAUUCAAACGGAGCGUGUCCAAGCCCUGUGGGUAAGUCUUUCCUCCUACCAGCCAGACGGUCCCGAUAAUACCUCUUUAUUUUCACCUGAAUAAUGCAUCAGUCUGAGUCAAACUGCUUAAAAUUGAAGGGCACGGUCAAGAGUGGAGUGAGAGUUUUCAAUCUCAUCCGAUAAGAUCUGAUCUGAUCUGACUGUGAUUAUGAGAAUGACAGCAGGUCUAUGAAGGUUGUCAGGACAGAAAAAUCUGAAAGCGAGUGAUCAGGCUAUCGGACAUCCAGUGUAUGCUCACACACCUGUUUGCUCAUGACAGCUGAAGCUCACACUGUGUUCUUCAAGCAUGCCUGUAAACACCCUCAUGGGACCAUGAGGCACGAGUGACAAAUGUUAUGGGUCAACACCACACAUCAUUUUUCCUACUCCGUCCUUUCAUUUUAUUUUUUGCUUAUUUUUUGUUUCUGUGCCUUUGCAUAAUUGUCUUCCCAUCCUCUUCCCCUCUCAGCUGUUCUUUAUAUCCCAGAUUCUGAAUACCCAGCUUAAACCAGCACGCUCCGUCCCUCCCCUCCCCCUCUGUCACACUCCCCUCUCUCCUCCCAGCCAAUCUUGACAGUUCCUGACAGCUGUAUGUUCUCCUGCCUCUGAACUUCAAAGAGCACACGAGUCUCAUGGACAUUUUAAGUGGGCAUUUAUAAUGUGAACAUUUAAUCUGUGAAGAGGCCGAAGGCCCUUGCGGAGUGACUGGAAAAACACCUCCCAUUUUUUGGGAUUGUGUGUGUCGUCUUUGGCACAUUCCAUGAAUAUGCCUUAUUUUAGUGUUCAUUGUAAUUUUUUUGAGUCCAAUUUCCAUUUUUAUUUUAUUUUUUUUAUGUGAAGUAUUAAAUAUA